This is a messenger RNA of Cylicocyclus nassatus, 489 nucleotides long. The record is from the annotation of a GenBank genome assembly. NCBI's taxonomy places the organism in Eukaryota, Metazoa, Nematoda, Chromadorea, Rhabditida, Strongylidae.
AUGCUUCGGCCAUGCAUCACACUUGUUCUCGUAAAACUGUGUCUUCCCUAUGACACGCCAGCAGUAGAUCACUGCGGUCUUUCCGAUGAAUGGGAGGAAGCGUUGUUCAGCGCCGCUGUUUUCGACUUUUUUGGACCAGCAAACCCAGGAGUUGCAUUGGACAUGGGUUAUAGUUGGUCAUACGAACAAAAAGCAUACGCCAUUGGUAAGAGAAGAGACAGCCCCGACCGCAAGCAGAGAGGCUUAUGGUACGGCUACAAUAAUAAGAGAACUCCCCCUAACGAAAUCGCUGCAGACGCGUUUCAGGCGUGGAGGAAGGAACUAAAAGGAUUUUCACGACCUCCCAUAGAAAUUGGAUGCUGUAAGUUCGACUACAUCAACAGGAUAGCAGGAUACCUUGUGUGUGUCGUCAGUGCUCAACCAGUCAGAACACUAAAAAAUAGGACCGCUACGAAAAGAGGUUCUACGACAGUCCGUCCAAGGCGUUAA